GGCUUUAUCCCCGGGCCCCGGGGUCCCGCCCUCUCCGCCGCCACCGGGCCAUGGCCGCCGCCGUCGCACUCCUGGUGGCCCUUCUGCUUUCUUGCUGGGGCAGGUUCCACGGGCAUAAAAAGAUCAGCGGGGACAGGUGUUCUCAUCACUCUGAAUGCUUCAGUGACUGCUGCCUCAUGGAUUUAACCGCUGGAGGAGCUUUCUGUGCUCCCAAGGCCAGAAAAGCCAUGGCGUGCCUGCCCCAGCGACUGCAGCUCUCCUACCUGCUCCCCACAGACCAAGGGAGCCAUGAACAUCAUCUGCCCCUGCAAAAGGGGCUUGAGUUGCUCAUCCAAGGACGUGAUGUGUCCCCGCCGGUGCCACUUGAUUUAGAGGAGGAUACAGGCUGGUCAAUUUCUUGGGGCCAGAGGCCCUGGCCACCCCCAACUGACUCCAAAUCCAGCUCCUGAGACAUUAAAAUCACUUUCUGGC
This is a messenger RNA of Urocitellus parryii (Arctic ground squirrel), 471 nucleotides long. RefSeq names its product colipase like 2 (gene Clpsl2). Gene Ontology annotation, molecular function: enzyme activator activity. Lineage: Eukaryota; Metazoa; Chordata; Mammalia; Rodentia; Sciuridae. Gene Ontology annotation, biological process: lipid catabolic process; response to food; digestion. Gene Ontology annotation, cellular component: extracellular region. The record is from RefSeq and is a predicted model, not a curated record.